GGGACAGUUCUGCGCCUCCUGCCAAGAUGCCUCCGGUGGCGGGUUUUUUCCUUGCGAUCUGCGUUGGGGGGGCAUUCGCCUUGGAAGCUUCCCUGAUGCCUCCUAAUCGCAACAAGACCGAGGAAGGAGCCAGCCUGUUCGCAAACGAUUAUAACACUACCGGGGAAGAGGUGUUCUCCAAAAGCAUGUUCGCCAGCUGGAAUUACAACACCAACCUGACAGAUUACAACGCUCAGCUGCAGAUAAAAGCUUCUUUGGAGGAACAAGAAUUCACAGAACUUUGGGGAGAAAAAGCUAAGGAGAAUUAUGGUGACAUCUGGCAGAACUUUACUGAUCCACAACUUAAGAAAAUAAUCAGCUCCAUUCAGACCUUGGGUCCUUCCAAUUUACCAAUGAAGAAACGGCAAGAGUAUAAUACUAUUCUAAGUGAGAUGGACAACAUCUACUCUGUUGCCAAGGUUUGUGCACCAAACCAGCAACCCUCCUGCUGGGCUUUAGAGCCAGAAAUUACAGAAAUCAUGGCCACUUCUCGUAGUUACAGAAAGUUGCUUUAUGCCUGGGAAGGAUGGCAUAAUUCUGCUGGCAAUCCCCUGAGAUCCAAGUAUGAGAAAUUCGUUUCACUGAGCAAUGAAGCCUAUAGAAUGGACGGAUUCCAAGAUACUGGGGCUUAUUGGCGCUCCUGGUAUGAUUCACCAACAUUUAAGGAAGAUCUAGAGCAACUUUAUCACCAAUUGGAGCCUCUCUAUCUAAAUCUCCACGCAUAUGUCAGAAGGAAACUAUAUGACCAAUAUGGCUCUAAAUACAUAAACCUGAAAGGCCCUAUUCCUGCUCACUUAUUUGGUAACAUGUGGGCCCAGCAAUGGAACAACAUUUACGACAUGAUGGUGCCUUUUGCAAAUAAGCCACAUCUAGAUGUUACCAAUACCAUGAAACAGAAAAACUGGAACGCAACACACAUGUUCCGGGUGUCGGAGGAGUUCUUCACAUCGCUUGGCAUGUUUGAAAUGCCACCUGAAUUCUGGGAGAAAUCCAUGCUGGAGAAACCAACAGAUGGGCGGGAGGUGGUGUGUCAUGCAUCGGCAUGGGACUUCUUCAAUCGCAAAGACUUCAGGAUAAAGCAAUGUACAACAGUUACUAUGGAACAACUCUUUACAGUACAUCAUGAAAUGGGGCACAUUCAAUACUACUUGCAGUAUAAGGACCAGCCAAUAAGUUUUCGCAGUGGGGCUAACCCUGGCUUUCAUGAAGCCAUUGGAGAUGUCAUGAGUUUGUCUGUUUCCACUCCCGCCCAUCUCAAGAAAAUUGAGCUGCUCACCAAUGUCACUCAAGACAGAGAGAGUGAUAUCAAUUAUCUUCUGAAAAUGGCCCUGGAAAAGAUUGCCUUUUUACCCUUUGGCUAUCUAAUUGAUCAAUGGCGGUGGGAUGUUUUCAGUGGACACACCCCUCCAAGCCGCUACAAUUUUGAUUGGUGGUACCUAAGAACAAAAUAUCAAGGAAUUUGUCCUCCUAUUGCAAGAAAUGAAACAAACUUUGAUCCUGGAGCUAAAUAUCACAUCCCUGCCAACACACCUUAUAUCAGGUACUUUGUCAGUUUUAUUCUACAAUUCCAAUUCCACAAGGCCCUUUGCGAAGCUGCCAACCAUACUGGUGACCUUCAUACAUGUGACAUCUAUAAGUCCACAGCAGCUGGACAGAAACUCAGUGAGGCAAUGAAGGCAGGAUCUUCCCGGCAUUGGCAAGAUAUUCUCCAACAACUCACUGGUACAAGUAAAAUGAAUGCUUCAGCAUUGCUUGAAUACUUCAAACCCGUUACUGAAUGGCUAAAAGAAAAGAAUGGGAAGAACAAUGAAACACUAGGCUGGCCAGAAUUCGAUUGGCGUCCUCCUGUCCCUGAAGGCUAUCCAGAAGGCCUUGAUAAAAUAACUGAUGAAACUGAAGCUAAAGCAUUCUUAGAAGAGUACAACAGCACAGCUGAAGUGGUGUGGAAUGCUUACACAGAGGCCCUUUGGACGUACAAUGUCAACAUUACUGAACAUAACAAAAAGAUUAUGUUGGAGAAGAAUCUUGCAAUGUCAAACCAUACUCUGCAAAAUGGAUUAAAGGCUCGGCAGUUUGAUUCCACUGAUUUCAAAGAUUUUGAAAUAAAACGUAUUCUGAAGAAAUUAAGUGAUAUUGAGCAGGCAGCCUUACCUGAAGCAGAGCUGAAGGAGUAUAAUCACCUGCUCUCAGAAAUGGAGACAACAUAUAGUGUAGCCAAAGUCUGCAGAACAGGCACAGACUGCAAAGCAUUAGAUCCUGACCUUACAGAUACUAUGGCUACAUCAAGAGAUUAUGAUGAGCUUCUUAAUGCCUGGAAAGAUUGGCGGGAUGUAUCAGGAAAGAAAAUCCGAAAACUCUAUGAGAGAUAUGUACAAUUGAGCAACACAGCUGUCCAAUUAAAUGGACAUGCAGACAAAGGUGCUUAUUGGAGAUCUCUUUAUGAAACUCCAACUUUUGAAACUGACCUGGAGAACAUCUGGAAUCAGCUUCAACCACUAUACUUCAAUCUGCAUGCUUAUGUACGCCGGGCUCUAUACAAAAAAUAUGGAGAAAAGCGCAUCAACCUCAGAGGCCCAAUUCCAGCUCAUUUGCUAGGUAACAUGUGGGCACAAUCAUGGGCAAACAUUUUUGACCUUGUUAUGCCAUAUCCUGAUGCUACCAAAGUGGAUGCUACUCCAGCAAUGAAACAGCAGGGCUGGACCCCAACAAAGAUGUUUGAACAAUCUGACAGUUUCUUCAAGUCACUGGGACUUAUCCCUAUGCCACCUGAGUUCUGGAAAAAGUCUAUGCUGGAAAAGCCAUCAGAUGGGAGAGAAGUGGUCUGUCAUGCUUCAGCCUGGGACUUCUACAAUCGCAAGGACUUUAGGAUAAAACAAUGCACUGUUGUGAAUAUGGAUGAUUUAAUAACAGUUCACCAUGAAAUGGGUCAUGUCCAAUACUUUUUGCAGUAUAAAGAUCAGCCCAUUUCAUUUCGUGAUGGGGCCAAUCCAGGUUUCCAUGAAGCCAUUGGUGAUGUUUUGGCUUUAUCAGUGUCAACCCCAAAGCAUUUGCAUAAAAUCAAGCUGCUUGAACAUUUAGAAGAAAACUAUGAGAGUGAUAUCAACUACCUGAUGAGCAUUGCACUGGAUAAGAUUGCUUUCCUGCCCUUUGGCUACCUGAUCGACCAAUGGAGAUGGAAAGUAUUUGAUGGGCGUAUUCCAAAAAAUGAGUACAACCAACAAUGGUGGAAUCUCAGAUUGAAAUACCAAGGUUUAUGUCCUCCUACACCAAGAUCAGAAAAAGAUUUUGAUGCAGGAGCAAAAUUCCAUAUUCCUGCUAAUGUCCCAUAUGUUAGGUACUUUGUCAGUUUUAUAAUCCAAUUUCAGUUUCACCAAGCUCUGUGCAAAGCUGCUGGCCAUACAGGACCUUUAUACAAAUGUGACAUUUACCAGUCUAAAGAGGCUGGGAAAAUCUUAGGGGAUGCCAUGAAGCUGGGCUUCAGCAGGCCAUGGCCUGAAGUCAUGCAAAAUAUUACAGGGCAACCCAAUAUGUCUGCUGAAGCUUUGCUGACCUAUUUCGAACCAUUGACAAGAUGGCUCAUCGAAAAGAACAAGGAAAAUAAUGAAACUCUGGGUUGGCCUGAAUACACCUGGCAGGCUUACGCAGGUGAAUCAGAAGUCAAUUUCCUUGGGAUGUCACUGAGCAACGGUCAAAUAGAAGCCGGACAGUGGAUUUUGCUUGCAAUUGGGCUUAUUCUUCUUAUUACCACAAUAGCCUUGGGUGUCAUGUACAUAAGAAGAAAGAAAUCCUUCAGAUCUAAUUCAGAAAUGGAAUUGAAAUGAAUUGAAUGUGUUUAACCUGUUUUCUACUAUGCCUCCAAAUGAGUGUGAAAAAGAGUUGAAGAAAAUUUUGUAUGUAUAUAUGGCUGAAUGAAAGAGACCAGAUAUAUCUGCAUUUAGAAUAGAAACUAAUAUUGCUUUUGUGAGUGUGUAUGUAUAUGUAAGGUUUGAGUGUCCAUAGAGAGAAUGUGAGUAUGUUGUGUUGCAUACAUGUUCUAUGGCUAAUUUGCAGAUAUAUGGCUGGGGAGAGUAUGUGUGUAUCCUAUUUGCAAGGAAUAAUUAGAAUGUGGAUAGCUAUGCAUUUGUGUUCACUUACCCAACUGAAAACACUCCCAUGAGGGGCAACCUUAUACAAACAGAGCAAAUGUGCCAACAAAAAUACUUGACUCUUCUAAUAAAUUCAACAAACCUUUUGAUUAUGCAAGAACCAAAGCAAAAACAUUUAUUUAUUAUAAAUAAAUAAUACCUGGAUUUUUGAACAAGGGGAAAAGAAGAAAAAACAAAGCAAUGCGAUCAAGUUGGGGUAAUGGGUACAGCUGUACUGUUUAAAUCACUGUUGACCCAAUGCCUUUCUUCAUAUAUUCAUUUGAAGAGCUGGUAAAUUCCAUCAGGCUUACUGUAACUCA
Thamnophis sirtalis is the source of this 4483-nucleotide messenger RNA. It is a transcript of the gene ACE, whose product is annotated as angiotensin I converting enzyme. Gene Ontology annotation, cellular component: plasma membrane. Lineage: Eukaryota; Metazoa; Chordata; Lepidosauria; Squamata; Natricidae. The record is from RefSeq and is a predicted model, not a curated record. Gene Ontology annotation, molecular function: metallopeptidase activity; peptidyl-dipeptidase activity. Gene Ontology annotation, biological process: proteolysis; regulation of systemic arterial blood pressure by renin-angiotensin; positive regulation of systemic arterial blood pressure.